UACAUCGCAAUCUGCACGAGCGACGCUCAGCGCAACACCAAACUCUUCCUGCACCGCCGCCACCCCGACAACACGCCCACAAUGGUCUCCUUCUCCUUCACAUCUGCUCUUGCAGCCGCAGCCAUGCUGAUGGUGGCCUCUGCCCAGUCGUCCGACGACUUCUGGAGCACCGUCACAACGCCCUCGGCCAUCGCGUCGCCCACCACCACCCUCCCCGCCAGCGCCAUGUCGACGAUCGGCUGCUUCGAGACGGGCACACCGCUGUCCAACUACGGAUUCUAUAAAUAUCAGAGUCCCGGCAACUGCCAGCUGGUCUGCAUCGAAAAUGGAAAGAACGUGCUUGGCCUCGCAAACGGCGUCGACUGCUGGUGCGGUGACAAGAUCCCGGCAAAGGAUUGGCAGGUCGACAACUCCACAUGCUCCACAACGUGCGGAGGAACUGAUAAGGAACUCUGUGGUGGAGCCAACAAACUCUGGGUCAUGCUUACCGGCAACACUCGCAACCAGGUCGAAUACUAUGAUAUCCCGGUGGAAUCCUCGUCAUCUUCAAAGAAGUCGUCGUCGUCUACAGCAGCAGCUACCUCAACAAGCGCUGCUGCCAUUGUCUCCGCCACGCCGUCGGCCAGUGCCACUAGCGCUCCAAGCAGCUCGCCCAACACAGCCGGUAUCGCCGCAGGUGUCGUCGUCGGCGUAGUCGGUCUUGCUGCUAUUAUUGGCGGUGUCUGGUUCUUCCUGCGCCGAAGGCGCCAGCACCAGGCAGAGGAGGACUACCGCCGCAACGCAGCCGGCGUGAACGACUUCAUCAACGGAGGCAAGACUAGCGCUUCGUCCGUCAACGACUCGCGCAUCGACCCCAGCUUCAUGGACCGGAGGCAGAGCAAUGGCAGUAUCGCUGAUAACGAGGAUUACUCGAGGAGGAUAUUGAAGGUCACCAAUGUAUGAGCGCGAACCAAAUGACGAGGGCUCCUGGCAGCCUCAUCCCGUCAACUUCAUUCCGCCAGUACGCAUCUCCUUUCACGACCGAAUUGGAGUUCUUUUGAUGAAUACCUCAAUACCCCGAUACCACCUCGCUAAUCCACCUUCUCUUAUGUCUCGCAUUUGCGGUGCGCGACCACGCUUGACGACGAGAGUAAGAAACCAUUCUGCGUUUGAGCCCCUGUGAGGGGCGUUGUCCGUCCCCUAGGAGCAACUGAAUACCAACAUUUGCCGGGGCCUUUCCUCUGUUAUAUAUCUCCGAAGCUUUUCCGAUCACAGCUGGCGUCUUGGGAGUUAGA
Messenger RNA from Boeremia exigua, 1274 nucleotides. RefSeq lists its product as uncharacterized. NCBI's taxonomy places the organism in Eukaryota, Fungi, Ascomycota, Dothideomycetes, Pleosporales, Didymellaceae. The record is from RefSeq and is a predicted model, not a curated record. The coding region runs from base 82 to 942 and encodes 286 amino acids. The transcript has 3 exons.